CAUUAUUUUUGCGCGACGACUGGCGAACAGACUUAGAAUUCAUAUCGGAUUCAGCCCACGAUUGUUCGCACUGACUGCCUCUCAUCCAGAACAGCUCAAGGAGCUUCGACGGAUCUUAAUGCUUGGACGCCCUUCGAAUAAAUCGCAAUCAUGAGGCUGAGGGUCGCAGAGGCCGUCCCAGGAUGGCGGAGCCUCCUCCUGGCGACAUUGCUCUAUGGCACAUCCUGUGCAGCAAAAGAUGGACCGGUAGUCACCUCGAACAAGUUUGCGAACUCACCGUACGAUUUACGCUAUUUUGACGAUUCCGAUGUUCUCCUCAUGCAGGACUUCAACGAAGACGCGAUCUUCCGAUCUUCCAACGCCGGCGAGUCUUGGGACAAGGUAGCUGCCAUUCCCGAGGGAGUGUCUGCCGCUCUGGUUAUGCAUCCGUUCGACAAUAAAAGGGCGUAUGUCCUGACGGAGGAUGUCACGCAUUUCCGGACAGAGGACCGGGGGAAGACCUGGACAAAGUUUGAUACGAGAAGCAUCCCGGAUGUACGCGACGAGAAUCCACUGAGCUUCCAUGCUGGGAACAAGGACAAGAUUAUUGUGAAUGCGCUGGACUGUAUGCUGGGGCUCUACUGUGAGCGGACAUCAACUUAUACUCUGGACGGCUUUCAGACGAAAGCCAAACAGCUUCGAGACAACACUGCGGGAUGCCAGUGGGCCAAAGGAACCGAAUUAUUUGCGGAACGAGGAUCGAAAGUCGAUGAUAACAGGAUCCUGUGCAUUACGGAAGGGAAAUACUCGCGAUACUCAAAGGAUUAUAAGCUCAAGAUCUCGGAUUCGUUUUUCUCAGAUGAGUUCGAACCGGCCCUCGAGGAGGGUCGGGCGGUUACCGGAGUUUCGAGAAUUGCGGCAGUGAAGAGCUAUAUCCUGGCUGCUAGCGUGGCAGAAAAGACGGACGAGAUGGCCCUCUAUGUUACCUAUGAUACACUGAAGUGGCACCGGGCUGUCUUCCCGCACGACCAUAAACUGGUGGAAGAAGCCUACACCAUUUUGGAAUCGACAAAUUAUAGCAUCCAGAUUGAUGUUAUGACGACGAAGAAAUCGAACCCUAUGGGAGUUCUUUUGAGUAGUAACUCAAACGGCACAUACUUUACGCGAAAUGUCGAACACACUAACAGGAACAAGGGGGGCAACGUCGAUUUUGAGAAGGUUGCUUCGAUCCAGGGAAUCGCUCUCGUCAAUGUGGUUGAUAACUGGGAAGACGUUGAGAAGUCCCCUAGAGAAGCCAAGAAAAUCAAGAGCCAGAUCAGUUUUGACGAUGGCCGAACAUGGCGAGGGCUGAAAGCGGGAGAAGACGACCUGCAUAUCCAUUCCGUGACAGAUGCUUCGAAUUCCGGGAGAAUCUUCUCGAGUCUGGCACCCGGGAUUAUGAUGGCUGUUGGGAACACCGGCAAGCACCUGAAGGCGUAUGAUAAAGGUGAUCUCUAUGUCUCUGAAGAUGCUGGUGUAAAGUGGAAGAAAGCGCUGUCGGGUCCACACAAGUACGAGAUUGGUGAUGCGGGUUCUAUUCUUCUCGCCGUCGAAGACGCUGUCACCAAGAAAAUGAAAUAUUCUCUUGACCGCGGAAGGAAUUGGAAAGAAAUUGACCUACCCCAUAAAGUCUCACCCUACGUGUUGACGACAACUCUGGAUUCUACAAGCCCGAAAUUCCUAUUCAUGGCCUCUGCGAGAUCGGCAGACGUAGAAGAAUACUAUAUAAUGUCGAUUAAUUUCGAGGGCAUGGUGGAGAGGAAAUGCGAGGACAAGGACCUUGAGAAAUGGUAUGCUCGUGUUGACAAGAAGGGAGAACCAACGUGUUUGAUGGGUCACAAGCAGUACUUCAUGAGACGCAAAGCCGAUGCCGAUUGCUUUAUGAAGAAAGACUUUGUUGACCCGGAAGCGAAGUCCGAAAAAUGUGACUGUAGCGAUAUCGACUACGAAUGCGACUUCAACUUUGUGAGAAGCGAAGACGGCAAAAAGUGUGUCGCGCAUGGCCCUCCUUUGGUUCCUGAGGGAGCCUGUAAGAAGCCAGACGAUACAUUCAAGGGCUCAUCAGGAUGGCGGCUUAUCCCAGGCAAUGAUUGUAUUCCGCCAAAAGAGGGGGCAAAGGACGCGUUAGUCACUACGCCCUGUAAAGACACCAUUGCGCCUCCAGCUACUGGCAAAGUAUCGCAUACUUCACAGUCCCUUGAGGGCAAGAUCCUCCAGGACCAUAUCUACUUUGAGCGUACCGAGACGAGUUCUGGCGUUGACGAGACCGUUAUCGCACAGACCGACAAAGGUGUCUUCCUAUCCCGCGACCACGGCAAGAAGUGGAAGGAGAUUUUGAAGGAUAAAAAGAUCAAAUAUGUCGUCCGCCAUACAUACCUCAAUGACAGGGUCUUUUUCCUCGCCGCCGACGACAAAGUAUACUACUCCGUAAACCGUGGCGAGGAUAUCCAAGAGUUUGAUGUCAAGGUUCCGCACCCCGCUGAUUACGGCUAUGGUACACCUAUGAGCUUCCAUUCAACGAAGAAAGAUUGGAUCAUCUGGACAGGGAAAUCCUGCUCAACUGGUGGCGAUUCUUGCCAUGCCGUAGCUUCUAUUUCCAAAGAUCGCGGUGAUAGCUGGAAGACUCUAGCACGUUACGUUUCCAAGUGUGAAUUCCUCUAUGCGGCGAAGACUGCUAGAGAAGCCGAAGGGGAGAAGCUCAUCUUCUGUGGAGCUCGCACCAAAGAGUCGAAUAACCCCAAGGACAAUCCGUGGAAACUUAUGAGCAGCACGAACUUCUUCGAGGACUCGGUGACCCAUGUCGCUGAUAUGCAGGACUACGCGACUAUGGCGGAGUAUAUAGUCGUUGCGGCCAAGAACGAUAAGGGCGAGUUGGCGCUCAGAUCGAGUGUUGACGGAAAGACAUUUGCCGAUGCUCUGUUUCCAUCCAAUUUCAGGGUUCCGCAUCAACAUGGAUAUACUGUUCUGGAUAGCUCCACCCACGCUAUAUUUUUGCACGUUACGGUUGAUACUACGACUGAUUUGGAGUAUGGAGGCAUCAUCAAGAGCAACUCCAACGGGACGUCUUAUGUUCUAAGUCUGAACGGCGUUAAUCGGGACAGGGCCGGAUUCGUCGAUUUCGAGAAGAUGUCGAAACUGGAGGGUGUUGCGUUGGCCAAUGUUCUUACCAACUACGAGUCCGUUUCAAAAGAUGGCCACAAAAACCUCAAGACGAUGAUCACGCAUAAUGAUGGUGCAGAGUGGCGCUACAUUACACCGCCGUCAAAGGACGUCGAGGGCAAGAAGUUUUCAUGCAGCGGAAGCCUUCAGAAAUGCUCCCUCAACAUACACGGAUACACUGAGCGCGCGGACAAGUCACACACUUACUCGUCACCUAGCGCCGUGGGAAUCAUGCUUGCCAUCGGCAACGUGGGUGAAUCGUUGCAGUCGUUUGAUAAGAGCGACACAUACAUUACGCGCGACGCAGGCGUUAGCUGGACACAAGUCAAGAAGGGAUCGUAUAUGUGGGAGUACGGUGAUCAAGGAUCGAUUAUUGUCCUAGUCAACGACCGCAAGGAGACGGAUGUAGUGCACUACUCACGCGACGAAGGAGAUACCUGGACGGAAUACAAGUUCUCCGACUCGAAAGUGCGCGUGGAAGAUAUCACCACCCUUCCAUCUGAUAACUCUCGCAACUUCUUGCUAUGGGUUAAGGGCAGCGAUGGCGUUAGGACUAUCAAUCUCGACUUCACUGGCCUGUCAGACAGACAGUGCGUGCUCGAUGAGACCCGCGAUGAGAAUGAAGAUUACUAUCUCUGGUCGCCGCGUCACCCUACACAGGAGGACAACUGCCUCUUCGGCCACAUUUCGCAAUACCACCGCAAGAAGGCCGGCGCCGAUUGCUACAACGGCCACAUCAUCGAGGCUCUGCACAACAUCAAGUCAAACUGCACAUGCACACGCCAGGACUUUGAGUGCGAUUACAACUAUCAGGCAUUGGCGGGUGGAGAGUGUCUCCUCGUGCCCGGCCUCACUCCCGUCGACCGCAUCCAAGAGUGCAAAGCCAACCCGGACCAAAUCGAGUACUACGAGCCGACGGGCUACCGCCGCAUCCCCCUUAGCACCUGCGAGGGUGGGAAGGAGAUGGAUAAGAUCGUGGCUAAGCCCUGUCCCAACAAGGAAGACGAGUUCAACGAGAAGCAUGGCCUGGGCGGCUUCUGGAUCUUCCUUAUUGUGCUUUUCAGCAUUGGGGCGGCGGGCGCGGCGGGCUGGUGGGUGUAUAACAACUGGGCUGAUAAGUUCGGCCAGAUCAGGCUUGGUGAACAAUCAUCCUUCGACGAAGAAUCCCCCUUCAUCAAAUACCCCGUCAUGGCCGUAGCCGGCGUCGGCGCCGUCAUAAUCGCCGCCCCCUCCGUCGCGAGCAGCAUCUGGGGCUGGCUGAUGAAGACGGUCGGCGGGCGCAGGGGCACGCGUUUCACGACGCGGGGAAGCUUUGCCCGGGGCGCGGAUUACACGGCUGUGGAUGAGGAUGAGGGGGAGCUGUUGGGGGAGGAUAGCGAUGAUGAGGUGUAGGGAGGGGGUUUAUUGUGCGUUGUGUACAUUAUGGGUUUAGACCGGGUCGGUGGAAUGGGGAGUUUUUUUUUUGGAUAAUUUGAGGAAUUCGGG
Molecule: messenger RNA, 4662 nt
Organism: Pseudogymnoascus verrucosus
Lineage: Eukaryota; Fungi; Ascomycota; Leotiomycetes; Thelebolales; Thelebolaceae
Gene: VPS10
Product: vacuolar protein sorting/targeting protein PEP1
Exons: 2
Coding region: 151-4569 (1472 amino acids)
Biological process (GO): Golgi to vacuole transport; protein targeting to vacuole; Golgi to endosome transport
Cellular component (GO): Golgi apparatus; membrane
Molecular function (GO): protein binding
Source: RefSeq, a predicted model, not a curated record